GUCGCUGAAAUGUGCCCUCCCUGCCAGCAGCAGCUGGUGCUGUGCCAAGAGUAACCCUAGAAAUUCUCCAUAAAAGAGCACAUUGACACAGGUUCUACCAAGAAACUCAAGGAAAGCAACCCUACACCUUGCUAAUCUCUGCAUCUUGGUAAGUGCUGGAGUUGGGGCUGGUCUGGGGAAGCUGUGAUUUAAAAAGAAAUGCUGUGAAUUUCGGUGCUCUGGAAAUGCAGCAAUGUAGGUGAAGGAUCCUGGAGUGCUGAGGAUUUGGCUGUUGGUGGGAGUCCAACAGUAUACAAGGGUUAGAAGGGUGGCACUGUGUGAGGGGAGGGAAAGGGGACCACCAGGAGGUGCAUGGAACUCAGCAUGGCUGUAAAAGACCAAAGUAACAACUCAGUGCCCCCUAAUCCAGGCUGGGAGGUGUGGGUACACUUCUAGUUGCCCAAAUGAGGAGAGCAGUGGCUUCAUCCCAGUAUGGGGAGCAGGGAGAUGACCCCCCCUGCAGACCUGCAGGACAGAUUCUGCUCUCCCAGGGCAAACUGCAACCAUCAAAUCCAGUUUGUGAAGUCCUGGUGUACAGCAGCCUCAGUGGAAUCUAAAAUUCCUGCAUAAUAUGAAUUGUAACGGUUGUUAAUGACACCAGAGAUAAAAUAAUGCCCCUUUAGGGACAAGAUUUCUCCCUCCCAAGGCAUGCAUACAGCCAAGUCUAUUAAGCUCUUAACCUCCAGCUACAGUAAUUGCAUUUUUACCAAAAAUUUGAAGUCUAAAUGUUUUAAGAUGAAUUUCCCAUAGGUGAACACCAUUCCUGUUUGCUCUUGCCAAAUGUGUCUGGCAGGGAAUUCCUGUCCUUACCCAUCGAGCAAGAAGCAGAUAAAAGGGACAGCAGUCACUGACCAUGGCCCCUGGUGCAGGGUGACAAAGUCCAGUGCCCUCCAGCAGCCCCUGUGAGCCUCCCUCCUGCAGCCAGGAGAGAAAAGGAUCCCUUCUAAGGAAUCCCAGUUCAGCCUCUCCUUCCCAGCAAAGCUGCUGCAAACGCCGUGUCCCGAGGCAGCUCUUUAUGCCCGUGUUGAUGUCCUGGAUACCAGCACUUUUCAUGGCUUAUUAAUUAACUCCCACCCCCUUCUGGGAACACCUAGCCACUCCCUUCAUCCUCACCUAUCCCAGCCAUUUAUAGCAGUGAACAGAUGCUAGAAAUAGAGACUUGGCCUGUGAGCCAGAGGAGACAAACAGGCACUGGAGUCAGUUUGCAAAGGAGAGAUUUCCCAGCCUGCAGCAGCAUGAAAAGCCCUGGGUGCACUCCAAGGCAUGCCAGGUGUCUCAUCAUUUUCAGCUUCUGCCUGGGACUUUCCUGCCUCUCGGGAUUCUUCCAUAUGAAGAGUAAGAGUUACAGAAUCUCAAAGAGCCACGAGGAGCUGCUGAUCCCUCCCACGCCGUGCCAUGCCAAGACAAAUGUCAUGUUCCUCAAAACCCACAAGACUGCCAGCAGCACUGUGCUCAACAUCAUGUUCAGGUUUGCAGAGAGGUACAACCUCACUGUCGCCCUCCCUGCUGACAAGCUCCUCCACCUGGGCUACCCAAGCACUUUCGUGGCCCACUUUGUGGAGGGCUUUGAAACCAUAGGCCAAAAUUACAACAUCAUGUGCAAUCACCUGCGGUUUAACCCCUCGGAGGUAAAAAAGGUGAUGGCAGCCAACACCUUCUACUUCUCCAUCCUGAGGAACCCCAUUCCUCUGCUGGAGUCUUCCUACAUCUACUACAAGGACUAUGUGCCUGCCUUCAGGAACUCCAAGAACGUGAACGAGUUCCUGGAGUCACCCACAAGGUAUUACCAGCCAGCAGAUUACAGGAGCAACAUCUACGCCAGGAAUAUCAUGUGGUUUGACUUUGGCUACAACAACAACGCCAAGGAUGACACCAACUACACCCAGGCUGUCCUGGAGGAGAUCGAGCACAACUUCCACCUCAUCUUGAUAGCAGACUACUUUGAUGAGUCCAUGAUCCUCCUGAAGCACACUUUGUGCUGGGAUCUGGAUGAUGUGAUUUACUUCAAGCUCAAUUCCAGAAGCCAGGACACCGUCCAGACGUUGACUCCGGAAAGUGAGGAGCAGAUAAAAGCCUGGUGCUCACUGGACUGGAAGCUCUACCUGCACUUCAACCAGAGCUUCUGGAGGAGAAUUGAGGAGACCAUAGGGCUGGAGGUGCUGGCAAAGGAGGUGGAUCACCUGAGGACCAGACAGAAGGAGCUCAUGGAGACUUGUCUGUCAGAGCAGGAGGCAGUAAGGAAGGAUCACAUCAGGAAUAAAGCUCUCCUGCCUUUCCAGUCAGGGGCUGCAAAUAUCCUGGGCUACAACCUCAAACAAGACUUGGACAACACAACUCUGAGAACCUGCCAGAAAAUGGUCAUACCAGAGCUCCAGUACACCUCCUACCUUUAUGCUGUCCAGCACCCACACAAGAAGAGGAAAAAUGUGGGACUGCCAUUGCUGUGGACCAGUCUUCAGGAGAAGAUGCAGCUCCCAGGGUCCAACUAGGACAUGUGGCAACCCACUGUGGCUUCCCACUGCUUUGCAUCCCCCCUUGUCUGACCUGGAACUGACCCACAGGACUCCUGUGCAUGAGGGGGAGGCAGUGGGGCUUUG
Messenger RNA from Agelaius phoeniceus (red-winged blackbird), 2636 nucleotides. It is a transcript of the gene GAL3ST2, whose product is annotated as galactose-3-O-sulfotransferase 2. Gene Ontology annotation, molecular function: galactosylceramide sulfotransferase activity. The record is from RefSeq and is a predicted model, not a curated record. Gene Ontology annotation, cellular component: membrane. Lineage: Eukaryota; Metazoa; Chordata; Aves; Passeriformes; Icteridae. Gene Ontology annotation, biological process: glycolipid biosynthetic process; glycoprotein biosynthetic process.